AUGUGGCUUUUCUUUUUCUUCGCGUGCCUCGUCGCGGUGACGUUCCUAGUGGUUUUAUUCGCGCCUCACAUACGAAGAUAUGCGGCGGGAGGCGUGUGCAUGUCGUCUGCUCGUCUGGACGGGAAGACUGUUCUCAUCACUGGUGCCAACACCGGCAUCGGAAAGGAGACCGCCCUGGACCUGGCCACUCGAGGAGCUCAUGUAGUCAUGGCGUGCCGGGACGUAAGCAAAGGUGAGGAGGCGGCAGCCAGCAUUCGGGCAGCGUACCCCGAAACACAGGUGGAGGUCCGCGAGCUAGACUUGGCUGACACGUGCUCCAUACGAUCGUUUGCGCAACAAUUCCUUCGAGACUUCAACCAACUUCACAUCCUUAUCAACAACGCCGGGGUUAUGAUGUGCCCCUACACCAAAACUAACGACGGUUUCGAGAUGCACAUCGGCGUCAAUCACUUAGGUCACUUCCUGUUGACGUCGCUGCUGGUGGGCCUACUGAAGCGCAGCGCUCCGGCACGCAUUGUGGUAGUCUCGUCAUUGGCGCACAACUUUGGCUGGAUACGCUUCCACGACCUGCACAGCCAGGGAAGCUACAACAGCGGACUGGCGUAUUGCCAGAGCAAGCUGGCCAAUGUGCUCUUUGCUCGAGAGCUGGCGAGACGUCUGAAAGGCAGCAACGUGACGGUGAAUUCACUACAUCCCGGCACGGUGAAUUCAGACCUGACGCGUCACUCCACCCUCAUGAUGAUCUUCUUCAACGUCUUGUCCGUCUUCCUGAAGACACCACGCGAGGGCGCCCAGACAAGCGUCUACUGUGCUGUGGCUGAGGAGCUUCACUCCAUCUCUGGGAAACACUUCAGUGACUGUGCCCCUGCCUUUGUGGCCCCCCAGGGGAGAAGUGAAGAGACCGCUCGGCGUCUCUGGGACGCCAGCUGCGAGCUCCUUGGCAUCCAGUGGGAAUAA
Messenger RNA from Nerophis lumbriciformis (worm pipefish), 957 nucleotides. The record is from RefSeq and is a predicted model, not a curated record. Lineage: Eukaryota; Metazoa; Chordata; Actinopteri; Syngnathiformes; Syngnathidae.